UGGGAGAGAGAGAGAAGAGAGCGAGCGACUCUCAGACACAUAAGAGGAAGUAGCUGUAGUAUAGCAAAGAGCUUAUUUAAGUGUUUCUGAUUUAUUUGUUGUGUGUGUUAGGUGAAAAAAGGUGCACCUGACUCCGAUGUAGCGCGCCACGUUUUGCAGUUCGUCGCUGCCACAGUGAUAUACACUCGUCUUUUUAGGGCAGCACAGUGUGAGGGUUUUUUCUUUUCUUUUUUCUUUCAGGAUUUGUGACGCUGCUGACUGAAGAAGCCGGUGUGUAACCCUACCCUCCCACUAUCCUGCCUCGCUGCUCCGCUUCAUUGCUUCUUGUUUUCAGAGGUGUGCGCGUCUAUUGACUGUGUGCGCGGUGUUUUCCCAUUCCUCCCAGAGCAAAUUUCAGCUGCUUGUUUCCUUGUACUGGAUUAAAGCAGACCCCUUUCCCUCACUAGAGGAGGCUAUCUGGAUGGUUUGUUGGGAGAUACCGUGAAGCCUGUUCAAUAACUGGAGUUACUGUGUAUCGAUCGGGAAGUAGCAACUCGGUGAAAAAAACAACCAACCAAUGCGUUUAACUGGAUUUCGGUUUUACAAAUUGUGAACAGCACUUCCUUGCAAGAUUUGCUUCAUUUUCUGCACACACUGCUGUGACUGCCUGACUUGUUUUUGAAAACAGACUUUGUUCCCGUAAAAGCUGUAUUUAUAAUCGGAAUUUUGGAUUAUUUUAAUCGUCUCUUAUUAAGGACACGGCUGUUUAACUGGAAUCUGCAACAUGGGGAUGAAGUGCGAGUAGAAUUGCUCACGCUCACUCACGUUCCUCCUCCUUGAACACCCACCUUGAACAACAAAAGCUGUGGGUUCUUAUAGAUGUGACCAUCAUCUAAAUUAAUCAGGCUCUGUUCUACCCUGCCACAGGGCGGCAUGCCCCAAACGCUGUGUUCUACCAGUAUGUUUACCCCCAGUGGAUUCAGCCCUCUUCUGCAACCUCCUAAAGAAAGUGACCAUGGAGGACUGAUCUUCCAGGAUGGAAACCUCACCUCUGCAUCCCUCGACGCUUUAAUACAACACCUGGUACCCACUACAGAGUACUACCCAGAGAAAGCCUACAUAUUUACAUUCCUUCUGAGCUCCAGACUCUUCAUUGAACCUCAUGAACUGCUCUCCAGAUUGUGCCACAUGUGCAUCGAGCAGCAGAACCUUGACGACCCUGUACUUGAUAAGGCAAAAGUCAGAAAAUUUGGGCCCAAAAUCCUGCAGCUUCUAACGGAGUGGGCGGAGACAUUCCCGUAUGACUUCAGAGAGGAGAAGAUGGUGGCACACGUGAAGGCAAUGAUCCACAGGAUCGCUCCCUGCGAUGAGGCAUACUGGAAAAAGAUGAACCAGCUCCUUCAGAAUCUGAACCAGAAGCUGGCCUCCCUAAACCAAGAGGAGGAGAGCAUUGUUAAAGUUAACGCCUCCAUCUCAGACAAGCUGGUUGCUUACAAGAGUAAACCCCCUCCCAUUCAGAGGGACAUACUGAGCAUCUGCAACGACCCCUACACACUGGCACAACAGCUAACCCACGUGGAGCUGGAACGACUCAGUCACAUCGGCCCUGAAGAGUUUGUCCAAGCCUUUGUAAAUGACGACCACCUGGACAGCACAAGGCCAUGCUUUAGUGAGCAGAAGAAGACCACCAACCUUGAGGCCUAUGUAAAGUGGUUCAACAGACUGUGCUAUCUUGUAGCCACUGAAAUCUGCAUGCCCGCAAAGAAGAAGCAGCGAGCCCAGGUGAUCGAGUUCUUUAUCGACGUGGCUCGGGAGUGCUUCAAUAUCGGCAACUUUAACUCCCUCAUGGCUAUCGUAUCUGGUAUGAAUAUGAGCCCAGUAUCUCGACUGAAAAAAACCUGGACAAAGGUGAAAACUGCUAAAUUCUUCAUUCUGGAGCAUCAAAUGGAUCCAACAGGUAACUUCUACAACUACAGGACAGCCCUGCGAGGGGCAGCUCACCGAUCCCUGACCGCACACAGCAACAGGGAGAAGAUUGUGAUCCCAUUCUUCAGCCUGUUAAUUAAAGAUAUCUACUUUUUGAAUGAAGGUUGUGCAAAUCGCUUGCCGAAUGGGCAUGUCAAUUUUGAGAAAUUCCUGGAGCUGGCCAAGCAGGUGGGAGAGUUCAUGACCUGGAAGCAGGUGGAGUGCCCCUUCGAGCAGGACCGCAGCAUCCUCCAUUACCUGCACACUGCCCCCAUCUUCACAGAGGAUGGUCUUUACUUGGCAUCCUAUGAAAGUGAAAGCCCAGAAAAUCAGGUUGAAAAGGACAGGUGGAAAUCACUUAGAUCCACUAUCCUGGGGAAGACAUGAGUGCAGUACUGCAAAACCUUUGAUAAAAGGGACUCAUUCUUUGCACUAGAGACUGUGAGAGAGCCUAGCUGGGACCUAGGUACUUUAUUAAACCAUGGUGAAAAGGAUUCGUCAGCAGACGUCUGUACUGGAUGCCCUCAACAAAAUACUGCUCUCUUGGGCCAAGUGCUCUUGUGAAGUAUUUAAAAAUGUUGUAGAUGUUUGGACUGUCGUCUCCCAGAGUGAUUUGAGGUAUCAUAAACUGGAUAUCUUUUGGUUGUUGUUGUUGUUGUUGUUGUGUUGUUGUUGAUGUUGAUGAUGAUGAUGAUGAUGAUGACGUUGUUGUUGUUUACAUUCAGCCUCAAUGUUACAGAAUGCCGAAUUUGCAUCAAAGGCAAUUGUUUCUUUUUCCUAAAUGGUUAAAUGUUUUUAAAUGUAGAUAGUAACUUUGAUAACAUGGGCACUGGUUUGCCCAUGCUCAUAUUGGAACAGAACUACUGGAUUCAAGUUGGACUUAAGAUGCAGGAGACGACUACGAGUCAGUGCUUGAAGUGGAAAGAGGAUCUCCAAAUGGGAGAAGAAGACUCUUAAAGACUGAUAUUCAGUUGUAUGUUAUUUCUCUGAGAAUUCUUUGCAGGAAAAUAAAGGUUUUGUCCUUC
Polyodon spathula (Mississippi paddlefish) is the source of this 2969-nucleotide messenger RNA. RefSeq names its product ras-GEF domain-containing family member 1C-like. The coding region runs from base 913 to 2331 and encodes 472 amino acids. Gene Ontology annotation, biological process: positive regulation of GTPase activity; Ras protein signal transduction. NCBI's taxonomy places the organism in Eukaryota, Metazoa, Chordata, Actinopteri, Acipenseriformes, Polyodontidae. Gene Ontology annotation, cellular component: plasma membrane. Gene Ontology annotation, molecular function: guanyl-nucleotide exchange factor activity. The transcript has 15 exons. The record is from RefSeq and is a predicted model, not a curated record.